AUGGACGCUGAGGCCUACCUCAAACGCCACGGCUGGUCUGGCCCCGGCAACCCACUGAACAAAAACUCCCGCCCAGGACCGCACGGUGGUCUGGGUCUAACACGCCCUAUUCUUGUUGCGCGCAAGCAGAACAACCACGGCGUCGGAAAGAAAGUGACCAAAGACUCUGCGACAAAUCAAUGGUGGCUGCGGGGAUUUGAAGAUGCGUUGAAGGGCGUAGGCGAAGAGAAGCCUGCUACGGCAGUAUCAACAGCGAAUGCGCUUACCAGUGAACUAUACCGAUUCUUUGUGCGAGGAGAGGGUCUGGCCGGGACACUCAAUGACGCAAAACCAUCAAAGCCGAAGUCCUCAAAGCCGAAAAGGAAACGCGAUGACGAUGAUGAGGACGACCGCAAGGCCAGAAAGGAAGAGAAGGCUGCUCGGAAGGAAAAGAAAGAGGAGAAGCGCAAGCGGCGAAAGAUGAAGGAGGAGACUGAGACCGGUUCUGCUUUCAGUGAUUCUUCCGAGGAAGAUAAGCGGAAGGAGAAGGAGAGCAGUGAGGAGCGCCGGGCAAGACGCAAGGAGAAGAAAGAGAAGAAGCUGAAACGGCCUGCCGAGGAAGACUAUCCCACACCUAUGUCGACGGAACAAGAGCAGGACCUAGAUGUCGCCGAAUCAGCAGUCCAAACAACGGACAAGAAGAACAAGGAUAAGGAGAAGAAGAGCAGCAAAAAGAUUAAGAGCAGCGACGGUAACCAAGAAAUAGACGGAAAGAAAUCUAAGAAGGAAAAGAAGGAAAAGAAAGAAAAGAAGUCCAAGAGCACCUGA
Penicillium pulvis is the source of this 807-nucleotide messenger RNA. RefSeq lists its product as uncharacterized. Bases 1 to 807 code for a protein of 268 amino acids. The transcript has a single exon. The record is from RefSeq and is a predicted model, not a curated record. Lineage: Eukaryota; Fungi; Ascomycota; Eurotiomycetes; Eurotiales; Aspergillaceae.